Peronospora matthiolae is the source of this 831-nucleotide messenger RNA. Lineage: Eukaryota; Oomycota; Peronosporomycetes; Peronosporales; Peronosporaceae. The record is from the annotation of a GenBank genome assembly.
AUGGUACACCUUGUGGCUGUACCAGAGACAAUCACGGCAAGUGGCUGUGCUUGUGUCUUUAUUGACACCAUCUUCCGACUUCAUGGGUUGCCCCGUGAACUCGUAUCAGACAGAGAUCCACGAUUCACUGCUGAUUUCUGGCGUUCCGUGUUCAAAUCACUCGGAACGCGCUUGAAGAUGUCAACAUCUGAUCAUCCAGAGUCGGAUGGUCAGACGGAACGUGCCAAUCGUGUCCUUGAAGAGAUACUUCGAGGAUACGUACACUCCUUUAAGAGUUGGAGUGAGUUUUUGCCAAUGGUAGAGUUUGCCAUCAACAACUCGGUGCAUGCGUCCACGACACAUACACCGUUUUACGUGAAUGGCUUGCGCCAUCCGCGUGUACCCACCUUACUAGAGUGUAACUCUGGUUUAAGGGGGGGAGGGACUCGCGCGAGCAAAAACCGAAUUGGUUCACGCUCAUCACGCUCUGACGAAGAAGUCAUUGCGUUUGAUGCCGAUAUCGAUAACAUCGAUAUCGAAGAAGAUGAUGCCAGUGAGAGUGCGGAAGCCCUCACUGAAGACAAUGAUCCCAGUGAGAGUGCGGAAGCCCUCCGUGAAGAAAAGGUUGUUGUUGCUGCAGUGCGCUCACAGCACACUGAAGCUAACGAGUCAUCAGAUGAGUUCAUACUGGCUCGUGAAACGGUAGUCCGUUUUGUGCAAGACUCCAUCGCCGAAGCGGUGGACAAGCAAAAGCAAAACGCUGACAAGAAUGGAAGGGCAAACACUCUUUUAUUUAACAAAGUAAACUACUACCCAAGUACAUUGGCCCAUUUCGUGUAUUGCACCGCCUAG